Molecule: messenger RNA, 1236 nt
Organism: Diaporthe amygdali
Lineage: Eukaryota; Fungi; Ascomycota; Sordariomycetes; Diaporthales; Diaporthaceae
Product: transcriptional regulator
Exons: 2
Coding region: 1-1236 (411 amino acids)
Source: RefSeq, a predicted model, not a curated record
AUGUCUCACGCAUGUACCUCUGCUACAGUCCUUUUGUUGGGCACCUGUGAUACCAAAUUACAGGAGCUACUCUUUCUCAAAGACCAAAUCCGAGGUCAGGGCUCGGUUGAAGUGAUCUUACUCGAUGUCGGUCGAGACAAUGUCGAACAUGACGCUAUAGACAUCACACAGGCCACACUGAUCACAAAACACGGCGAGGGAAAAAAGGCGGCCGACCUGCCUCGAGGCGAGCUCAUCAAAUUCAUGGCGGCAUGCGCCCGUCGUGCUGUGAAGGAGCUCUUCGAUGAGGGCAAGAUUCAUGGCAUCAUCAACGCGGCCGAGGUUAUGAGGGAAGUCUUGCCAAUAGGAUUUCCCAAGAUGAUUGUUUCCACAGUUGCCAGCGGUGAUACGGGACCCAUAGUGGGCGAGACUGAUAUUGCGAUGCUAUACUCUGUGGUAGACGUGGCUGGACUGAAUCAAGUAUUGAGGAAUAUUCUUAGCAACGCAGGGGCUGCAAUCGGAGCCGCUGCGAAAGCCUAUGCAUCAAGACAACGCGGCUCCCACGAUAUGACAGACAAAUCCAAAAAGCGCAUCGGUAUCACGAUGUUUGGUGUGACGACGCCAGGCGUUGACGCGAUUCGAGGACACCUGGAGUCCAAGUACGACGUCGAGAUAUACGUCUUCCACGCAACCGGUCACGGCGGGAAGGCUAUGGAAAGGCUGGUGCGACAGGGAGAGCUGGAUGCCGUUCUAGACUUGACAACAACCGAAAUAUGCGACCUUCACACCGGAGGAGUUAUGUCAGCUGGUCAGGACCGUCUUCAAGCAGCAGCCGAAGCAGGGAUACCAAAUAUCAUAAGUCUCGGGGCCACCGACAUGACCAAUUUUGGUCCGAAGAGUACAGUCCCCGAGAAAUACAAGAACAGGAAGCUCUAUGAGCACAAUCCCACGGUGACGUUGAUGAGGUCGUCAGCGGAGGAGUGCAAGCAGGUCGGCCAGUUCAUCGCCGAGAAGCUGAGGUCUCACGCAAGGAGGCCAGAACUGGUCCAGCUGUGGAUGCCGCUUGGGGGUGUUAGCAUGAUUGCUACUCCCGGCGGCCCGUUUGCGGAUGAGGAAGCGGACCAGGUGCUCUUUACAACCGUGCGGGACGGUCUUGCGGGAUCUAAUAUCAAGGUGGUGGAGGACAAGAGGGACAUUAAUGAUGAGGGAUUUGCCCAGGAUAUCGCGGAGGCGUUGGCUGGGCUGCUAGACUUGUGA